Molecule: messenger RNA, 2124 nt
Organism: Penicillium daleae
Lineage: Eukaryota; Fungi; Ascomycota; Eurotiomycetes; Eurotiales; Aspergillaceae
Exons: 6
Coding region: 1-2124 (707 amino acids)
Molecular function (GO): NAD+ poly-ADP-ribosyltransferase activity
Source: RefSeq, a predicted model, not a curated record
AUGGCUCCUCGGUCUUUCAAAAAUUUGGUCAUUGCCGUCAGCGGCACGUUUGCCGGUUACAAGCAGGCCGACAUUAAGGCUCUCGUGGAACAACAGGGCGCCACGUUUAGCUCCUCGGUCACGGAUCACUGCACUCAUCUUAUCACGACGCCCAAGGAUAUUGAGAAAAAGGGCACCAAAUCGCGGGAUUUCGAUGUUGACAAAAUGACUACAGACCAAGCAGCCGUCAAGUCUGCCACAUGUCAAAUUGUCUCAAUUGACUGGCUGGUAGAAUCGGUUAGCAAGAACAAGCCGAUAGCCGAAAAGCCCUAUUUGCUAGAUGCGGGCAGUGCCGCUAAUGGAGCCAAUGGUGAGGAUGCAAAUGAUGACAGCAAGCAGAAUGGCAAGCGUCCCACUCGGAAAGCCGCUACAAAGGCCGCCGAUAAAAAGGCAGAUGAUGCUGCCAGUCAAGAUGCCAACGGAGAUGAUCAGAAAGCUGUCACAAAGAGCGCCAAGUCUGCAGGAGCGGCAAAGACCGACAAGAAGCGAGCCAUCAAAGCAGAGGACGACGAUGAAUCCGCAGACAAGUCCAACAAGAAGCAGAAGAACUCUCAAAAAGCCACCUCCAAGGCUUUGAAAGUUCCCGUGGAUGAGGACUUUAUCUAUGAGAAGCCCAACUUUAAGAAUCCUCAGGUGUACAUUGCCAAAUCGGGCUUGAUUUGGGAUGCCACUCUGAACCAGACAAACUCCACUGCCAACAACAAUAAAUUCUACCGCAUUCAGAUUCUCACCACCGCUGAUACCAAGAACUUCGUGACUUGGACCCGGUGGGGACGUGUCGGUGAGCAUGGCCAGUCUGCAUGCCUAGGCGAUGGUUCCCUGCCGGACGCCCAGAAGUUUUUUGAGAAGAAGUUCAAGGACAAGAGCGGCCUUGCCUGGAACAACCGCCUCGACACCCCCAAGAAUAACAAGUACACCUUCCUCGAGCGCAACUACGAAGAGGACGAUGAAGAAUCCGCAAAGGAGAAAGAGAAAAUGAGUGUCAAGAAGGAGCCUACCGAUGACCUACCUCCCCCGGAGAGCAAAUUGGAGAAGCCAAUCCAGGAUCUGAUGGCGUUCAUCUUCAACCAGCAGCACAUCAACUCUGCUCUGGCAUCUAUGUCUUACGAUGCCCAGAAGCUCCCACUGGGAAAGCUCAGCGAGAGAACACUCAAGGCCGGUUUCUCCGUUCUGAAGGAGUUGGCCGAGUUGCUGGUCGACCCAGCUCUUGCUAGUUCUCGGUAUGCUACUAGCCUUGGACCUGCUCAGGAGAACUUGAGCAAUCGGUACUUCACCUUGAUCCCACACGUCUUCGGCCUCGAGCUUCUGGAGGCAUUGACGGAUAUGGAUGUUGCCAAUGAGAUCCUGAAGGACUCGAAGGAGGCAGACGAGAUCCACCCGCUCGAUCGCCAGUUCCAGAGCCUGGAUAUGGAGGAGAUGACGCGCCUGGACCGCAAAUCAACCGAGUUCAGCGAGCUGUCCGACUAUCUGAACAACUCCCGCGGCGCAACCCACCACCUAGAGUACGAGGUAAUCGACAUUUUCCGGAUCGAACGCAAGGGGGAAACAGACCGCUUCACAAACUCCCCCUUCGCCAACCUCCAAGACAGCGACCGCCGCCUCCUCUGGCACGGGUCCCGCAGCACCAACUUCGGCGGCAUCCUCAGCCAAGGUCUCCGCAUCGCACCCCCCGAAGCCCCCGUCAACGGUUACAUGUUCGGCAAAGGUGUCUACCUCGCCGAUACGUCCAGCAAAUCUGCCAACUACUGCUGCGCCUACAACAGCGCCAACAUGGGCCUCCUCCUGCUGUGCGAUGCUGAACUGGGCUCACCCAUGUUCGAGCUCGCAGGUAGUGAUUACCUUGCCGGCGAGCAUGCGAAGAGUGAGGGCAAGAUUGCGACGCUGGGAAUGGGUACUAGUAUCCCUGGUGGAUGGAAGGACGCAGGUGUCGUGAAUGAGAAUCUGAUGGGAGUGAAGAUUCCGGAUGUAGGGGUGGGUUCGGUGCAGAGGCAGGAUGCGAAUGUGUACUUGCAGUACAAUGAGUAUAUCGUUUACGAUAUUGCUCAGAUUCGGCAGCGAUAUCUGUUUUAUGUUCACAUGCGGUGA